This is a messenger RNA of Momordica charantia (bitter melon), 823 nucleotides long. RefSeq names its product NAD(P)-linked oxidoreductase superfamily protein. The record is from RefSeq and is a predicted model, not a curated record. Lineage: Eukaryota; Viridiplantae; Streptophyta; Magnoliopsida; Cucurbitales; Cucurbitaceae.
UUUCUAAUUGGGUUCUCCCCUCACGGAUAACGCCCCAAAUCCAAAUGGCCGGCUCUUCCACCUCCAUCUUCUCACCCACCGCCGCCGCCGCCGCCUCCUCCUCCACUCACCACCGACCAUUCUGUUACAAUUUCCCCACAAAGCUCACGCCCGGAUUCAACAGACGAGCCGUCACCCGAAUCCUCGUCUCCUCCUCCACCAACAACCCCACCGCCGCCGCCACUACUCGCGCCUCCGCUUCGGAGAUCGUCUUCUUCGACGGCGGCGCCCACUACGGCGAUCUGGUGGCCAACCUUCUGCUGGGUUUUACCCUGCUGUGGCUGCCCUUGACUCUGGCGGCGGUUUCUAGGGCUUUUUACCUCAGGUACAGGUUCACCAACCUGCGGGUGACCGUGAUUUCGGGACUGACGGGUCAGGAUAGGAGCGAUUUCUCCUACGAGGUGAUCAAGGACGUUCAGGUGGUGCCACGUUUCAUCGGGGAAUGGGGUGAUAUUGUGAUUACUCUCCAGGAUGGUACCAAGGUGGAUCUUCGGAGCGUGCCCAAGUUCAGAGAGAUUGCCAAAUACUGUCUCUCUAUGGCUGAUAAAUCCUCUGCUCCCAAACAGAGUGGACCUAAAGGAUUUUAGACCGAUUAAUGCUUCUGUUGUAAAUGUAAUUCUUCAAUUUCUUUUCUUUGCGGCAGAGGUAUGUAAUUCUAACUUCACUCUUUUCUUUUUAAUUUCUUGAUGGAGGGUCUAUGUGUAUCAAAAUGUCGAAAUUAGUUUCCAUUUCCAUAGUUUUGUAUUGAAUUUUGCAAAGGUUAUGCGAUAUACUUGUAAAAAAA